Messenger RNA from Dermacentor andersoni, 2681 nucleotides. Its product is annotated as glutamine synthetase-like. Gene Ontology annotation, molecular function: glutamine synthetase activity. NCBI's taxonomy places the organism in Eukaryota, Metazoa, Arthropoda, Arachnida, Ixodida, Ixodidae. The record is from RefSeq and is a predicted model, not a curated record. Gene Ontology annotation, cellular component: cytoplasm.
GGGGAGGGCUCGGCUAGCUGAAUCGGCGCGCGUGCGCGCGACGAUCUACGAGGCCAUGCAAGGGAAACGGAUUUUCGGGUUCGCCCUCUUCAUAUAUGGCGCCAAUUACCUCUGCCACCUAAACCGGGGAGUUAACCCCCGCUGACCAAGCCAUCCAAGCGCCGGCGAAGCAGCACCUGAACAUCGCCCCCGAGGGCUCCGUGGUCACUGCGCAUGCGUUAGCUGAGCGAAGGUGAGAAAGAAGAACAAUAUUGCUUUAGUGACGUGACGUCGCAAUGUUGUUCUUUUUUUUCCUUUUUUUUUUUGAAAUAACUACUCUCGAACUCGGACGGCAUGACUUGAGUCUCGUUCGCGUGCGCACCGUACGCACGAUCUUAGGGCUCACCUCUUGUUUUUUGCGCAUGUUUAGAAGAUUAAGAUUGCGGACACUGCGGUGGGCCUGGGCUUGAUGACAUUUGUUGCCCAGCUGCCCGUGCUACCUUGUAUAGGUGUUCUGUGGGGCUACCGCGACGCACUUGGAGCAAAGCUAUCCAGGAAAAUUGACAUUGGGACAUUACUUGGUAGAGCAUCGCAAGCGCAAGGCAGAAAAUACUGCCCUCGCUGGACGUUCUGCGCCCUGGGCACGUACCAGUGGAGCGAUGCCGGUGCGAAGUCCGAAAUGUACCUGGUGCCCGUGGCCCUAUUCCGCGACCCGUUUCUCAAGGGAAGGAACAAGCUGGUGCUGUGCCAGGUGUUGCUGCACGACGGCACGCCGCACGAAACCAACACUCGCUACUCAUGCGCUGAGGUGAUGACGAAAGCUGCCGGCCAUGCACCAUGGUUUGGCAUCGAACAAGAGUACGUGCUUCGAGAGAAGGAUGGUCGGGCGCUCGGCUGGCCCAAGGAUGGACACGUGAUUAGGCCGCUGGGGCCCUUCUACAACGGCGUUGGAGCGGAGAACACCGUCGGAAGGCAAAUCUCGGAUGCCCACCUCAAGGCCUGCGCCUACGCCGGGGUCAAGCUAGGCGGCAGCAAUUCCGAGGUGGUUCUGUCUCAGUGGGAGUACCAAGUGGGGCCACUGGAAGGCAUUGCGGCGGGCGAUCAUCUGUGGAUCUCGCGCUACAUCCUCGAGCGUGUGGCAGAAGACUUUGACGUGGUCGUCUCGUUUGACCCGAAGCCCUUCGAGAGCGACGCUCUCUGCGGCUCUGGCGGACACAUCAAUUUCAGCACCAAGGACAUGCGCAAGCAGGGAGGCCUCGAGCACAUCAAGGGUGCGCUGAAGAAGCUCGAAGUGAACGCCGAUGAGCAUCUGAGGAUCUACGACCCACGCAAGGGCGGCAACGCCAACCGACGACGCCUGCUGGCCGGAAUGCUGGCGACGCCCAACGAGAACUUCAUCACGGACACUUGCUCACGAGAGGCCAGCGUGCGCAUACCGCGCCUCGUGUGCGACGCCGGCCGUGGGUACCUCGAGGACCGCAGGCCCGGUGCCAACGUCGAGCCAUACAGCGCCACCGCGGCCAUCGUUAAGACCGUGUGCCUCGGAGCCUAGAUGACUGCUCGCUCCGCCUCGCUGCCCAUCCUAGUUUCAGCGUGCUGGGGCCUGUCGUCCAGAGCAUGCGGUAUACUGUUUAAGGAAGUUCGCUCGAGAGACCUUGCGUGCACUGUUAGCGCUUUCGUGGCUACGGCGCGCCAAGUUAGCGCGUUGGUAAGAAAUGGAACGCAUCUUCGUGGCUCUUUCUGAUGAUUGCAAAGGAGCCCGAGCUUUCCCCGACCAUUCCCCGUAUACAAUCCUACAGUACGUUACAGCCAAAGAUGGCGGUUCUCCCUUGGCAUCCGAUGAAGUUACCCCCAAGCGCAAACAGAGCCACUCUUUCUGGGGAUUCUCAUGUUUAAUAACUAGAUUAGAAGAACGAGCCUGGGUUUGUGUUUAAUGACGAUGAUGACUGGAACUGCAGCAAUGACACUGCAUGACAGUUAUUUUCGUUUAGUUUUUGCCCGACAUCACACUUCAUUAAUCGUCGUCGUGUUGAGCGCGGACGUCGCUUCCGCUAUCAUAUCGCGAUUGAAGCGGUCCAGUGUGUUGAGGCUGCACGUAGGCUUCGUAUACAAAGUCCGAAUGUCAACGUAUAGCUCUGAGCACGUGACACUUCACAUGGCGACUACCAUUUAUCUAGUAACCCUGGCUUGGAGGUGAUAGCUAGGCGACCGCCACUUCUUUGAAGUGACGCAGAUGGACAUGUGCGGAGGAUUUUAUAAUUGUGUAUUCGGGUCACAAAUUAUGCUUGUGCCAGUAUUUUCCAAAUAAAACCUGAUACAAAUAGCGAUUCCAUCAUGCUCAAGUGCUAAGGCGCCGCGCCGUACAGAAGCGAAUCAGCCUGGCGAUGCCAGUCAACUCAUGAGCGCCCACUGCUGUGCAAGAAUAAAAAAAUGGUUUCUGCAGAAAUCCGCAAGGUGAAAGAUUCACAAGAUAUCUGAAAGUUGCAAGACCCAAGGCCAAGCAUUUGUCCUUCCUAUUUUACGCAAUUUGAGACCUUUACCACACAGGACAAUUAAGAAGAGCGCUAUAUACGUUUAAGCUGCAUGCGUUCGUACAAUGUGCUUGAUCACUAACGUAAUAAGCAGGAGUUUUUCAUACGUGCAAUACAUCGUGCAAGUCUUAUUACCUACAUUGAAGCAAUAAACGCCACGCUUUUUCAAUA